ACCCUGCCACAUCAGUAUAUACAUAUAUCAUAAAGUAUUCACAAAAUAUCAAAAAUCACAAACUCUGAAGAUGGCUCCAAUAGUGGCGCCUGAAGUUGACAUGUUAACAGUGUCGAAGAGCUCAGUGAAUCAACGCAAGGCCAUUCUGGGAUUCGCUCCACGAAUCGGACUCUCGUUUGUGGACUACGGUGACUUGGAUCGGAUAGACAGCUUCUAUUUGGAGUCCCAGAAGUAUCGCGACUACUAUCGGGAUCCGUACAACAAGUUGCAUAAGCCGGACCGGUUCCGCCUCCACCAAGGCAAAUGCGGCAUUAAGCUGGAUGAUAGCGUGCAAAUGCUUCUAAAGCCAAUAAACUGGGUCACAGAACGCCAACCUGUGGUGUUCCCCACUAACUAUACCUCUGAUAUGGAUUUGGACCGGGGUGUCGAGUUAUUUGGUUGCUAUGACAAAAACUCUUGCAUUCGAUUCAAGCGCUGAGAGAGAGGCCCAAUGUGUAUUCUCACCUUCAAUGCAAAUUUAUUAUUUCCGCUUUACAUAUUAGAUCUCAACAAAUUCUCGGUCCCAUACGAAUGUACAGCUAAAAUGGUUAAAAUUUAAGUUUGCUAAAAGCUUCUGAACAUGAUAUUAAAAAUGCUCAAUUCAUUGCAUUCUCUA
This is a messenger RNA of Scaptodrosophila lebanonensis, 655 nucleotides long. RefSeq lists its product as uncharacterized. NCBI's taxonomy places the organism in Eukaryota, Metazoa, Arthropoda, Insecta, Diptera, Drosophilidae. The record is from RefSeq and is a predicted model, not a curated record. The coding region runs from base 71 to 478 and encodes 135 amino acids. The transcript has a single exon.